ACUCGUUAUCAGGCCAAGCAUCUUGCGCUAUAGCUUUUUUAUUCCAACUACCUCUUUCUUGCCCUUCUCCAUUCCAUCCAACUACAGUCUUCACGGCCAUCCAGUAGCCCUUAACUUCGACACCAUCUUUUUAAGACAUUUCUAGCCCGUUGCCGAGGAACGUUUCCCAAUUUUCGCGUCCGGAAAAAGAUCGACUUUUUGCUACAAGGUGUGUGAGCUCUCCUGGUUUCGCUUGCGCCGUGCACGUUGCCUCGCCGUUGCUGCUCCCCCCAAAACCUCGUUUCACCUGGCUUUUCUGCAACCUUUCACCUGCUCUCCUCCUUCCAUACACAAUCUUGCAACACCAAUUCGGCCUCGAUUUGCCUCUCAAGCCCGUUGCUGCGCCUCAGUUGCGACUGCGCUGCUCUGCCUCUUCAAGCUUGACGCUCCCUCUUUCUUCGGCCCAACCGACAGACAAUAUUUCCUUCCUGGAUUCGCCUGGUGCAAAAUCGAGUGAGAAUAACUAGAGAACUGCGUCAUCAUCUGGGCGCCCAAGAACUAGAUUCUGUCAACAUCUUUUGGUCUUGCGUCGUGCCUUUUGGACCGGUUGCAUAGUUUAAACGCCAGAAUCAUAAUGCAUUCCAAGCUUUUGUCAGCCUUGUUGGUUGCUGGCUCUGCCAGCGUGGUUUCUGCCGCCACCACCUGUACCAAGGAUAUCAAGGUUACCCAGCCUACUCCCAUCAUCUCUUGCGAUGUUGUCGAUGCCAGCAUCACCGUUGACGCAUCCGUGGCCGGCGGCCUGAGCAUCGAGGGACCCAAGACGAUCACCGGUGAUCUCAUCAUCACCAACGCCUCUCAGCUCAUCUCCAUCUCCAGCUCUACCCUCCAGUCCAUUGAGGGCAACUUCGAGCUUUCAGGCCUCGAUCUCUUGAGCUCUCUUAACAUGGCCGCGCUCAAGUCUCUGAACAAGCUCAACAUGCAAAGCCUCCGCCAGCUGAGCACCUUCACCUUUGGCACUUCUGGUGUCUCCAAGGCCUCCACCAUCGUCAUUGCCGACACCGUCCUCACUGAUUUGAGCGGCCUCAACAUCAACAGUGUUGACAGCCUGACCAUCACCAACAACAAGAGGCUGACUGCCUACAACUCCGAUCUCGCCAACAUUACCAGUCUUCUCAGUGUUACUAGCAACGGAAACAACAUGGAAAUCAACAUGACCAAGCUCACCACUGCUGCUGAGAUCCAGCUCUCCAAUGUCAAGAGCUUCGUCGUCCCUAAACUCAAGACCAUCACUGAGUCUCUCAAAUUCGACACCAACCCCGAGCUUACCACCUUCACUGCCAAGAACAUCACCAGCAUCAAGGACAGCGUCACCUUCAUCAACAACAACAAGCUCACCAACGUCUCUUUCCCCUUGUUGACUUCCAUCGGUGAUAUGACUAUCCAGAACAACACCAAGAUGCUGGCAGUUGAGGGUUUCCCCAAGCUGUCAACGGUUGCCGGCGGUAUUAUCCUCCGUGGUAACUUCGAAAAUGUUGAGCUUCCUGCUCUCAAGGAAGUCGAUGGUGGCUGCACUGUCUUGUCUACUACCGAUAUCUCUGCUUUCUGCGGAUUCUUCAAUGACGCUCACUCCAAGAAGAUCAUCAAGGGCACGGAAUCCUGCAAGAGCAACGUUAAGGCCGCCAACGAGGGAGGUAGCGACGGUGACUCCAGCACUUCCAGCAGCGGCAGCGGCAGCAGUGGUAACGGCACUGACAACGCUGUCGCCGCUCUUAGUGUCAACAACGUCCUCUUGGGUGUGUCAGUCAUUGCUGGCAUGGCUCAGCUGUGGUAAAAAGUCAAAGGGGAUGAUAGUUGGGAAUUUGGCGUCAAUCUCUGUUCUCUCAGAUGUUUUCUGUUUUCUCUUAGCCAACACGUUGUGGUUUUAUCAACCUCUCCCAGGCCUGGCUGCACAACUCAUGUCCGCGGCACUAACGCUAGAACUUAAUAAUGGAAAUGUACUUCAAAAAAAUUGGUCGCCACGUUCCUUUAUCCUUCGGCAAGCUCGACAUGACGCAUGGCGCGCAUGCUAUAUAAUCCCUGUCGCGUUGGAACGUUUGUCAGUGCGUGUAUGCCUGGACGGCCCUGCUUUCUCUGCUCGUGUGAAGGAGGGAUUCAAUUUCAGGUACCACUGUGUACGGCGUGAUGAGCACAUUGUAUCGGCGACAAUUGGUUAGCACCGGCGUGCUGCAGACUUGAAAAGGAUGUUACGUGUGUACGGUUACUGGUGAUUAUUCUAUCACGAUUUGUUCCUCUCUUUAGACUUUUUUCUUUAUCGGUGUUGGUGUAUGUUUAGACUUAGGGUACUUUAUACCACUUUUCGCCUCGUUUUCUAUUAUGAAUUCAACUUUACUUAAUUAUUUGAAUCUAAUUCGCUCUUGAUCGUGAGAAUGAAGUAUAGUUCUUUGCUGUAAUGCAAAUAUUGCUUCGUGCUUGAUACUGUGAUAGCCCUACGUUGACUUA
Messenger RNA from Trichoderma atroviride IMI 206040, 2478 nucleotides. NCBI's taxonomy places the organism in Eukaryota, Fungi, Ascomycota, Sordariomycetes, Hypocreales, Hypocreaceae. The record is from RefSeq and is a predicted model, not a curated record.